UAAAAAUGCCCUAUUACUGUUCUGUGCGUUUUCAAGAUUGAAUGGCGUUUAUGGUUAAACGCUGGAAGACUAGUUAAGACCCUAUAUUAAUCAACAAUAUUUGGAGUUGUUUUCAGGUGGCAACUACAUCACCCAAAAUUCUAUUCGAACUUACUUUGUAUAAACUAUACGGCAGACGAAUCGUCCUCAUUUCUCAUGACUAGCAGCAAUGUGUGAUAACACUGGUACUGAGGACAAGCCUCCGGCCCCUCCGGUCAGGAUGAGCAGUACCAUCUUCAGCACAGGCUCCAGCAAAGACCCGCAUUCAGUGAAUCACAGUUCCAAGCCAUUACCCUCGGUUCCAGAGGAAAGAAAACCCCGCAUCAAUAUAAUCUCAAUUUUCUCAGGAGCAGGUGGUAGAAAAAAAGACAGAGACAGAGAACGACCAGAGAUCUCUCCACCUUCAGACUUUGAACACACCAUUCACGUUGGCUUUGAUGCUGUCACUGGAGAGUUUACUGGCAUGCCGGAGCAAUGGGCAAGACUCCUACAGACAUCAAACAUUACAAAGUCAGAGCAGAAAAAGAACCCACAAGCUGUUCUUGACGUGCUCAAAUUCUAUGACUCUACAGGCAACGGCCGCCAGAAAUACCUCAGUUUCUCCUCUGAAAAGGAUUGUUUCCCCACAGGACCCCAAUUUCCGGUGAAAAAGAGUGUGGAACCCUCCUCCACUACUGUCAAGGGCAUUGAUGAUGAUGACGACGAAGAUGAUGAAGCUCCCCCUCCCAUCGUUGCACCACGUCCAGAAUACACGAGGAGUGUGUACACACGCUCUGUCAUUGACCCCAUCCAUGCUCCAGGCACGUUUCCAGAUGGAGACUCCGCAUCUAAGGCUGUAGACAGACAAAAGAAAAAGGGCAAGAUGUCCGACGAGGAGAUCAUAGACAAACUGAGAACCAUAGUAAGCUUCGGAGAUCCCAAAAAGAAGUACACAAGAUAUGAAAAGAUUGGACAGGGGGCUUCAGGGACUGUGUACACAGCCAUCGAUGUUGCUACUGGACAGGAGGUGGCCAUUAAACAAAUCAACCUACAGAAGCAGCCCAAGAAGGAGCUGAUCAUCAAUGAGAUAAUGGUUAUGAAAGAGUUAAAGAACCCCAACAUUGUCAACUUCGUAGACAGUUUCCUAAUGGGAGAGGAGCUUUAUGUGGUGAUGGAGUACUUGGCGGGUGGCUCGCUGACUGAUGUGGUGACGGAGACCUGCAUGGAUGAGGCUCAGAUAGCUGCUGUCUGCAGAGAGUGUUUACAGGCACUGGAUUUCCUUCAUGCUAACCAGGUCAUCCAUCGUGACAUCAAGAGUGACAACGUUUUGCUGGGGAUGGAUGGCUCUGUCAAGCUUACCGAUUUUGGUUUCUGCGCCCAGAUCACUCCAGAGCAAAGCAAGCGCAGUACCAUGGUGGGUACGCCUUACUGGAUGGCACCUGAAGUGGUGACUCGGAAGGCUUAUGGGCCCAAGGUUGAUAUCUGGUCCAUGGGCAUCAUGGCCAUUGAGAUGGUUGAAGGGGAACCGCCAUACCUUAAUGAGAACCCUCUAAGAGCACUGUAUCUGAUCGCCACCAAUGGCACUCCAGAGUUGCAAAACCCAGAGAAACUGUCUCCUGUCUUCAGAGACUUCCUUAACCGCUGCCUGGAAAUGGAUGUGGAGAAGAGAGGUGGGGGCAGAGAGCUGCUGCAGCAUCCCUUCCUGAAGCUGGCAAAGCCCCUCUCCAGUCUUACACCUCUUAUCUUGGCUGCUAAGGAGGCCAUGAAAGGCAAUCGUUAACCAACAAAAUGCCUUCCCAUGCUGUGCCAGAUUUAUGCCAACUAUGUAUUUUUGGUGUCGGACUAUAGGCUGAGUGAUACCCCCACUCUAUAUGCCCAGCCCUGAUAAAACUCACUGUGAAGACCAAAAACAUAGCAAGCACAACCCACUACUAGUCAUAUGAACUCUGUUUCUUACCCAAUUUUCUAAUGACAACCAAAAUGUAAGUGUUUAUUUGUAGAGCUUGGAGAGGGAAUAAAGAAAUAUAGUUCCUAA
Molecule: messenger RNA, 2053 nt
Organism: Esox lucius (northern pike)
Lineage: Eukaryota; Metazoa; Chordata; Actinopteri; Esociformes; Esocidae
Gene: pak2b
Product: p21 protein (Cdc42/Rac)-activated kinase 2b
Exons: 15
Coding region: 209-1798 (529 amino acids)
Biological process (GO): regulation of axonogenesis; protein phosphorylation; regulation of MAPK cascade
Cellular component (GO): cytoplasm
Molecular function (GO): protein serine/threonine kinase activity; ATP binding
Source: RefSeq, a predicted model, not a curated record